Molecule: messenger RNA, 1470 nt
Organism: Aureobasidium subglaciale EXF-2481
Lineage: Eukaryota; Fungi; Ascomycota; Dothideomycetes; Dothideales; Saccotheciaceae
Exons: 4
Coding region: 80-1303 (407 amino acids)
Biological process (GO): zinc ion transport; transmembrane transport
Cellular component (GO): membrane
Molecular function (GO): metal ion transmembrane transporter activity
Source: RefSeq, a predicted model, not a curated record
CACUCAGAAGCCUUUUCGGAACGAUACACAAUGUUUUGGACAGGAUAGUCUCCGUGUCAUAGUAUCUUAGUCGCCCGAGAUGUGGUCAGGACUCUUCAUGUUGCUCGUCUUGAGCACCAUCAUGACAAUUGCUUCCUUUCUCGCCGGAUCUCUACCGCUAUCGUUUUCUCUAUCUCAACGCCAACUUCGAUUGACUACGGCAAUCGGUACUGGUGUGCUCGUAGGAACAGCGCUCAUCGUUAUCAUACCGGAGGGUGUCGAGACGCUGUAUAGCGCUCGCGAAGUUGGCCAUGCUCACGCAGGUCGAUCCAUCUCUCUGACCAGCCGAAGUCCAGAAGAGCAAUUGGAUUCGCCGGACUAUAAUCUCUCGCAUCUUCCCGACAUACAUACCAGAAACACGGACUUGACUGGACCCGAUGACGGACGCCCCGAGGACGUACCUACCUCUCCGAAAGAACCCGACCACAAAACAGGAGGUCAUCAAGAGGAGGAACACGAUGACUGGGAACCUCAUGCAUGGAUCGGAGUCUCUUUAGUCAUGGGCUUCGUCUUAAUGUACCUGAUUGAUCAACUGCCUCGCCAUGCAGCAGCUUCUUCGCAACCACAGAGAUUCCAUAUAGCGCUGGAUCGUUUCAAUCUCCACAGAUCUGCCAACCAGACGUCGGAAGCAGAAGACCCAGAUGGCGCACCACCAUCAGAUCCAAUGCAACAAUCACGUCCCUCUUCGACGACCGUCGGACUGGUCAUACACGCCGCAGCCGACGGUAUCGCUCUAGGAGCUUCCUCGACGGGCUCAUCACGAAGGCUGGGAUUCAUUGUUUUUAUAGCCUUGAUGAUUCAUAAGGCUCCUGCUGCUUUUGGUUUGACCUCAGCAUUACUCAAACAGGGACUUUCGAAGAGAAGAGCCCGAAACCAUCUCAUAGUGUUCAGUCUGGCUGCGCCAAUUGGCGCACUGAUGACAUGGGCCCUCGUCAACAUUUUCGAGGGGAGUAUUGGUCAGAGCGAGCAUGGAACCCGAUUUUUCACCGGCCUUCUGCUGUUAUUCUCAGGAGGCACGUUCUUAUAUGUUGCCAUGCAUGCUAUGCAAGACACGAAACAUGGACACGACAUGGGUAGUGCUACUCCCAACGGCUAUGGUGAUUCGAACGCGUACGAUGGAUAUCAGCCAGCGUCGAACAAACAAGAGAGUCCUGUGCUCAGUGACACGCUGGCAGUCGUAGGAUUCUAUCUUGACAGCAAAAUCUCACGAUUUCUGAUCAUGCGAAGUGUGUGUCUUUGGAAACCACUUAUUCCACGCACGUGAAUAUGCAUGUCGAUGGAUGCAAAUUCGCGUUCAGCACUCCGAUCGGAUUCGAGCAGUCAUCUGGGCUUCGUGUCAUGAGUUGGCUGGACGAUGGCAACGGCAUAGAUGGAGAGGCUGUAAUCGAUAGCGAAGUUUAGUCGCUGCAUGCGGGCCCGGUGGAUAGCAGU